Leishmania mexicana MHOM/GT/2001/U1103 is the source of this 2355-nucleotide messenger RNA. RefSeq lists its product as hypothetical. Bases 1 to 2355 code for a protein of 784 amino acids. The transcript has a single exon. Lineage: Eukaryota; Euglenozoa; Kinetoplastea; Trypanosomatida; Trypanosomatidae. The record is from RefSeq and is a predicted model, not a curated record.
AUGACGACCGCUGUCGAGUCAAUCGAUGUCGACGGCGACGACCGCUAUUCGGACGACUCCUUUCAGGACGACUUCGAGAGCGACAGCUCAAGCACCUCGCACCGCUCAGCGCACAUGAAAGAGACCGCCAGUCGUGAUGAGCGGGCGGCGUCGGCAGACUCUGCAGUCAGCGGUGAGGGCGCGCCGAGGGGCGCGCCGAGCACCGCAACCACGCCCACCUCCAGCUCAGGCAACCCACCGAGCUCACACAGUUCUCGCAACUCCUCUGUGCUCCACAGCCUGGGGAAGCCACCGGUGCACCUGGAAGCCGCCUCCAAGGGCGCCUCGCCCGCUGCUUCGUCGACCUCAUCGUCGUCUUCAUCGCCACUCCCGCGCAGCUCCGACCACAGUGCAUCUGGCCACUUGGCAAAUGACGCCCCGACCUCUGAGGAGGCCAGGCUCGCCGAGAAGAACACCGCGUAUGGCGAUGACAGCUCUGUCCUGCCGGCUGACCGUGUGUACGAAGGCCAGCAGCGGCUCGCUGACGGACACAUGAGCAAACCCCACUCGCGCAGCGGCCGCGUUUCCGUCGACCAGAAGAGCCCUGGCGGCGCGUGUGUGCGCGAGGCUGGCUACCCAGGCGACUCUCAGCACGAGUAUGCCUCCACCAAUGCGUCGGUGACCGGGCACAGUCGCCUUCAGCGGCCCGACGUUCCGGAAACUGCCGAAGAGCUUCUGAGGAUGCAGGAGGAGAAUGCCAGCAUGCGCGAAGAGCUCUUCCAGCGCAGUCGCGAGCAUUACCAAGCCAGCUUCUCACAGAGCAAACGCGGCGGCACCUUCAACGGAAAUCGCACCAUUGGUGGUCCUGGUGCGUCCCACAAGAGCACGCUGACCUCGACUGUCGAUAGCACAUUCCGGCGUCACCGCGAGUGCACCGCGCGUUUUGUGCAGGUGUCGCUCAUGGCGCACCGCACGCUGCAGGUGCUGCGGCUGGAGCAGCGCGAGCUCCUCAAGCGCCGCGACGAGUUGAAGGAGCUCGUGAGUCGCUACAAAAAGGCCACCAGGUACAAGCAAUAUAUCGAGAUCGCCAAGCAGGACAUUGCGGUCCUGACUGAGGACCACCGCGACGCACACCUGGAGGUGCGCUGCAACGAGAAGCUGCUUUUGAUGAACGACACAAUGUUCGAAGGUGGCCUUGGCGAUCGACGACUGCUAGAGGAGAUUCGCUCUCAGAACGCGCUCACGCAGCGUCGACGCGAGCAUGCCCUGCGUGACGCCGACAGUGCGCAGCGCUUGCGUGAUGCUGCAGCGAAGCGGGUGAAGGAGCUGAAGUGGGAGCUGGAAAAGCGUCGCCAGUGGGUGUCGGGGGAAAGCCACGCGAAUGUGUAUCAGCUACGUAUGCUUAAUGAAGCCAAGAAGGAACGCGUCCACGAGGUUCGCAGACAGCUGCGGCAGAUGCGGCAAGAGGGCAAGAAGACCCGCGGCGGAUCUGGCUCGCGCUCGAGGAAGUCCCGUGGGUCCUCACAAGUUUGCCACAGCCAACAGCACUACACGCGGCCUGAGGACGCCGAGCGUGAGUAUCUUGAGAAGCGCAUUUCAGAGAUUCGUCGCGAGCUGGAGUCCAUUCAAGGUGGGCCUGCCCAGACCUCGGCCUCGCGGAGGUCGUCCAUCGGCGAUGCAGCGAGUUCGGCUGGGAGCCCGGGGUCUGCGGCUGCGUCGCCGAAAGCCGAGGCGUCUCAAAACGAACUCCCUGCGGCGGCGCAGCAGGAGGGCACCUCAGCAGCGGCUGUUGUACAGGAGCCGGCCCGCCCGUGCUCGGUCAAUGGGGUGUCAACGGAGGCAGGUUCAAACACCGUGGACGGCGAAAUCGAUGUCAGCGCGUGGCUAAACGCUCAUUCUGGGGCGGAAAGGGCCUAUAACGAAGUUGCGUACUCGCACUGCAGCUCUCAUGACACUGCUACGGCAGGAAACGAGUUCCUCGAGGAAAGCGGAGCGCCUGCGGUGUCGCAAGCCGACGUACGGCAUCAAGAACGUACUCAGUCGACAGCAACAGCACAGGAUGACCCGCCGCCGUGGUUGGAUGCCGGGGAGGACGGCGGCGAUAUGGACGUCGCGCCUACGCAAGUGGAUAUGGCGCCGUCACCCUCGUACAAGCACGACGCUGCCGACAGCGUCGAGGAGGAUAUAGCGGAGGAAGAACUGGGUAGCGAUGGCGAACAGGCAGCGCCGGCGGCCGCUGCAUCGGCUCAUGGGGACAUGGAGCUGGAUGAUGUACUCUUCGGCGCCGGCGGCCAAGCCCCGGCGUACGCAGCCGCGUCUCCUUCCGCGCCUGCGGCGGACAACAACGAUGACGGCCCAGACUGGUUGAACUUUUGA